Messenger RNA from Alternaria viburni, 3585 nucleotides. RefSeq lists its product as uncharacterized. The transcript has a single exon. NCBI's taxonomy places the organism in Eukaryota, Fungi, Ascomycota, Dothideomycetes, Pleosporales, Pleosporaceae. The record is from RefSeq and is a predicted model, not a curated record. Gene Ontology annotation, biological process: nucleoside metabolic process. Gene Ontology annotation, molecular function: protein binding; catalytic activity. The coding region runs from base 1 to 3585 and encodes 1194 amino acids.
AUGCUAGACGAAGAAUACGAAGACGCCGAGGGCGAUGUCGAUCAGGACGACGACAACAUCUACUGUACGGGGUUGGUGGCAGGCCACAAGGUCGUGAUUGUGUGCCUGCCAGGUCAUUUCGGGACGAACCCAGCUGCAGCUGUGGCAACACAGAUGCAGGCGAAAUUUAGAGGAAUACGUUUCGGACUGAUGGUAGGAAUAGGCGGAGGUGUACCGAGCGCAAAUGCAGAUGUUCGACUAGGAGACAUCGUGGUUAGCAAGCCGCAUGGUCCAUUUGGCGGAGUCGUGCAAUACGAUAUGGGGAAGUCAUCACCCGGCGAAUUCCGACGCACAGGAUUUCUAAACGCGCCGCCACAGAUCCUGCUCAGUGCCGUAACGGCGGUCCACGCAGACACCCUUCUGGCUAAGGGUACACUACGCAGUCGCCUCGCCGAGGUUGAACGCAUACCUGCAUUUCAGCGCAAGAAGGCGGGGCCGGAUAUUUUGUUCGAUGCUUCCUACCAUCACGGGGGCGGUCUCACAUGCAAAGAGUGCAAUACCCACAGACAAGUGAUACGCCCAGGGCGCGAAGAUGGGGCAAAAGUAGAAGUUCAUACAGGCACGAUCGCUUCCGGCAAUCAAGUGAUGAAAUCUGGAACGCAAAGAGACCAGAUUAGCCACGAGCUCGGCGGUGUUUUGUGCUUCGAGAUGGAGGCCGCUGGUCUUAUGAACACCUUCCCAUGUGUCGUGAUCCGUGGUAUCUGCGACUAUGCUGACUCGCACAAAAACGAUCAUUGGCAACCUUACGCAGCGGGGACCGCAGCGGCUUACGCGAAAGAACUGCUCUCUAAGAUACCAACCCCAGCGGAGAGCGACACCGAGGGGCAAAAUGAGCUGAAUGUAGAGGAAAAGCGAACCAUUUUGGAGUCACUGAAAUUCAAGCGCCUGGGAGCACGCAAGUUGAUUAUCAAGAGAGCUCACGUUCAAACAUGCAAAUGGCUCUUAGAUGACCCCCAAUAUGUCAGAUGGAUGAACGCCACCGAUCACCACGAAUACAACGGCCUAUUGUGGAUCAAGGGAAAAGCUGGGGCCGGAAAGUCUACACUGCUGAAGUUUGCAGUAGAGUCAGCUCAAAGGACAAUGAGGCAGGCUAUCCACUUAUCCUUCUUCUUCAACGCUCGGGGAGACGACAUGGAGAAAUCCACGAUUGGAUUAUACCGUGCCCUCUUAGUGCACCUUCUCGAGUGCAUUCCGUCGCUUCAAAACGUUUUGAACUUGCUCUACCCACCGGGCUCCAAAUUCAACGCAGACCGUGAAUGGGAUACUGAUUCCUUGAAAAUGAUUUUCGAGAACGCUAUCCAAGAGCUAGGCAGUAAGAUCGUUAUUUGCUUCAUCGAUGCGCUAGAUGAGUGCGAAGAAGCGCAGAUUCGGGAAAUGAUUCGCUUCUUCGAGGAUGUUGGCGAGCUGAGUAUCCAAAAAGGCGUACGAUUUUCAGUUUGUUUCUCUAGUCGACAUUAUCCACAUGUCACAGUCAGCAAGGGACUAGAGCUCGUGUUGGAUGAUCAAGGUGGGCACGAACGAGAUAUCGCCAACUACAUCAAAGCAGAGCUAAAGAUUGGGCAAAGUGACGUGGCCAAACGUAUGAGAACUGAUCUUCAAAAGAAGGCGUCAGGCAUUUUCAUGUGGGUCGUUCUGGUCAUCGGUAUUUUGAACAAAGAAUUCGACCGUGGUCGAGUUCAUGGUUUAGAACAGAAGUUGCGAGAGAUUCCCAACGACCUGGACAACCUAUUUCACGACAUCCUGACGCGCGAUUCGGACAACACCGACGAUUUGGUUCUGUGUAUUCAAUGGGUUCUUUUUGCGACUCUUCCACUAAGCCCCGAAGAGCUUUACUAUGCUGUUUUGUCUGGCAACAAUCCGGAGGCCCUGACUACGAGAAACAGAUAUCAUGUCACGAAAGAUGUGGUUGAACGUUUUGUAUUAGACUGCUCCAAGGGUCUUGUUGAGAUUGCAAAGCCCGAUGAUUCGUAUCGUCCCUAUGUCCCUGAGGAGGAUCACUCUUCAUGCGUGAAGCCGGAGGCAGGAAAGGUUCAGUUCAUACACGAGUCAGUCCGCGACUUUGUCCUCAACGAGAAUGGCCUUGGGAGGAUCUGGCCACAGUACAAAACCAACUUUGAUGGGCAGAGCCAUGAGCGACUGAAACAAUCCUGUCUAAAUCAGAUCUCCAAGAUCAUGAUCAUGCAGGUCAUACCUCCAGAUAUUCCUGAGUGUAACCUCCGCUCGCCGGAUUACUCCAGGGCGUCAAGUCUCAAGCUAGCUCAAGAUUUCCCCUUUCUGUUGUAUGCUACUCAGAAUGUAUUGCUGCAUGCAAAUAUCUCAGAAGAGUGGGGCAUAUCACAGGCGCAUUUUCUCAGCAAGUUUCCGCUUCGAGCAUGGGCCAAAUUAGACAACAUGCUCAAGUCCCAUGAAACCCGUACGAAUUCAUCAGACGUCAGCCUUCUGUACCGAUUAGCAGAGCUGAACUGUGCUGACCUCAUACUGGCUCACUUCCAACCCUUACAAUGUCUGAGAAUAGAAAAAGAGCGAUACGGCUGUCCCGUCUUUGCAGCAAGUGCGUUGGGAAACUUUGCGGCGAUUCGCGCGUUUACACUUGUUCUCAGUAGAGGAAGAGCACGCAAGAGGCAUAGGCAUGAGCUGAAUGAUGGACACAUCGCAGAUACAGGAGAUCGCAAAUUUGCAUACUCAAGAGAAGGAGGUUUCCUGAACAACGCAGCAAAGGUCUGUCCAGAAGAUUUGACGACAACGCUGAUACGACUGUGGAGGCAUGCUGUGGAAGCUCCAGGCUCAGACCCCUGGGACGCGAUAAUGUCGGCUGGCCGCAGAGACCACGCGAAAGUCGUUCAGUUGCUCUUGGAUGAUCGCGUGAUUUCGGCUGGUGAUCCAGACGGCAAAUUGGCGAAGUUACUGAACGACGCAGUAAUGUACGGCAACGAUUCAAUCGUUCGAUUUCUCAUGAGUACCAGGUUCUGUAUGGAUAUUCGACCCAAGCACUUAGAUGAUGCGUUCCACCAUGCCGUUCAUUUUGGCCACACAAUGUCUGCUGCUAUAAUGUUGGACAAAGGAGCCAACGUGAACGCGCAGAGAGAGUGCUCCUUCAACGCAAUCUCCACAGCUAAAUGUCACUGCCGCAGAGAGAGAGGGCACUCCGUCAACGCACUCUACACAGCUAUAUGUCACUGCCGCAAAGAGACUGCACUAUUCCUGCUGGAAAUGGGUGCUGACGUUAACGCACAAUGUGGCAUGUAUGGAAACGCACUCCAAGCAGCUGUGCACCAUGAUUACGCAGACUUGAUAAAGGCGUUGGUGAAUAAAGGGGCCAAUGUUAACGCGCAAGGUGGAUACUGUGGUAACGCGUUGCAAGCAGCCUCGCUGUACGGAAAGAUGGAAAUUGCAGAACUUCUGCUCGAAAGUGGUGCAGACCCGAAUGCACCAGGCCCGAAUGCACCAAGCGGACAAUUGAAGAACGCACUCCAGGCAGUCUCCAUAUUCCACCACCAUAGCAAGCUUAGAUUGUUGCUCAUAGAGAAGGGCGCAUUGAACCCAUGA